Messenger RNA from Lineus longissimus, 6599 nucleotides. Its product is annotated as tubby-related protein 4-like. The transcript has 12 exons. Gene Ontology annotation, molecular function: protein binding. The record is from RefSeq and is a predicted model, not a curated record. The coding region runs from base 351 to 3503 and encodes 1050 amino acids. Lineage: Eukaryota; Metazoa; Nemertea; Pilidiophora; Heteronemertea; Lineidae.
CUGACUGUGUGGUGCUAUUGUCAGUGUCACUCCGUGUUAAUCGUUGCUGCGAUUGUUAAUCGUUGCCGCGAUUAUUGAUAUUUCAAUUCUGGCUUGGUCAUUGUGUACGAUCAUACUGGUUAUAGUUUUUGUAAUUGUGUGUGGCUAAAAGCGUGCUGGAGGAUGGAUUACAGUUAUUCCAUGUACAUUUCACUGAUAGCUUCUAUCCUGUAGCAUCUAGUGUAGCAUUGCUAAUACGUGUACCGGUAUACUAUGUAUCAUAGCACAAUAAAGCAUUUGAUGUGAAUGAGUGUCGCUCUCCUUUGACAAUGAUGACUUCCAUUUUUGGAUAACUUGAGAAUUUCAGCAACAUGCACAUCCAUUUCGAGGAGCUUAACACAACGCGGAGUGACUGUACAAUUCAGACCCUCUCGUGGAUGGGAAAGGUCCCUGAUGGUGCUCCGGAGGAGGACGGCUGGAAGCUCAAUAGGCAACAUUACUAUCAGGAAGGGUGGUUAUCGGCCGGCAACGUUAAAGGCAUAGUCAGCGCAACAUUUACCACUUGUCAUUGUCGCACAGCUGUUGAGCCACCCCCCAGGACUAACUUCAAUCUACGGGGACACAGAAAUGAGGUGAUCCUAGUCAAAUGGAAUGAACCCUAUCAAAAGCUGGCGACCUGUGAUGCCAAUGGAGUCAUCUUUGUCUGGAUUAAGCAUGAGGGACGAUGGUCAGUCGAGCUCAUUAACGACAGGAACAGCCCGGUGACUGACUUUGCGUGGUCUCACGAUGGACGCAUGGCCCUCAUCUGUUACCAGGACGGUUUCGUCUUGGUAGGUUCUGUGGCCGGUCAGAGGUACUGGUCCACCAUGCUCAAUUUGGAGAAUGCAACUAUCACGUGUGGGAUCUGGGCACCAAAUGAUCAAAAGCAGGUCUUAUUUGGUACAACCGACGGCCACAUCAUCGUGAUGAGUUCAACAGGUGCUAUGGUAACUCACGAAGCCAUCCUAGAGGGCGCCGAGAUCUCCAACAUGGCGUUUUCGUGCGAGAAAUUCAACAUGGAUGAGAACGAGAAUGAAGAGAUCAGUACCGAUAGUGAGAAAGAUCUCGGUAUAGGGCACACGUUAGCGGUCAGUUUCCGUCAUGGUGUCAUCUAUCUUAUGUCUGGUUAUGAUGACAUCUGCCCCAGGGUCGUCCAGACUGGACUCACAGGUCUGAAGAUCGAAUGGACAAAUGAUGGUGACUUGCUUGCUGUUGGUGGCUUCAUCCGUAUGCCCAACUUGGAGUGUGCCAAUACUAUCAAAUUCUAUACUGCUGCUGGUGAACUUAGGUAUUCUAUACGCAUGCCUUCACAGGGAAAACCUCUAACUGCUUUAACAUGGGGUCACAAUGACAAACGCCUCUUCCUGGCUACUGGGUGCUAUGUUCACGUCGCUUGGGUUCACAAGACGGUGGCCUCCCUCCAGUUCCUUACUCAACAAGCCAUCAAGUCAUGUCUCAAGGACGAGCCUGCUGUGCAGAAGACUCCAUUACCUGCUGCUCUUAGGUCCAGUGUUGGGGCCCUCUUCUCAACAACUAUUAAGGGUUAUCUUCCAAACGCUUUCCGUCUGCGUGAAUUUGUGAGUUUGCCGCCCCCAAGUAACGAGCGUUUGUACUGUACGAUGGUGCGCCAUGGAGAGGAGACCUCUGGUGGCUAUUAUACUCUCUACAUGGAAUAUCUUGGUGGACUCAUACCGCUGCUGAAGGGAAAACGUGCCAGUAAACUUCGGCCUGAGUUUGUGAUUUAUGACCCCAAAAUAAAGAUAUCAAACAGAAGAAUCAUUCGUGAGAGAGACCAAGAGCAUGAUAUCUUCAACAGUACCUCCAGCAGCAGUGAGUUGGACUCGGACCAAGAAAUUGUUAUCGACGGAUGUGGCUCACCUCGUAUGCGACGGAAAAGACGGCUGAGACAGUGCCGUAACGACAGGAUGCAGAGGAAUAACUUCAAGACACUCGAUGAGCUGCUCUACGAUGACAACCUUCCUGAGAGUCAUAAACUAGUAGAAGUCACUUCCAAUAUUUGGGGCACCAAGUUCAAACUGCACGGCCUCGCCUCCUACCUACCGAUCGAUUUGGGCCACGUGAUCUACAAGACGAGUCUCCUCCACCUACAACCGCGCCAGAUGACUGUGACAAUCACCGAGCUAAGCCGUGACAUGCAGCGCUACAGUAAUCAGGAUAUCAGUUUCAGUCCGCACAGCUUUUCGGAAGACGACGAUGAAUCGAUUCAGAUUGAGUCAUUAGAAAAUGAUAACCAACGCCCAUGUAAUCUACCGGCUACAGAGAUAGUAGCGCCCAUUGUUCCAGAGACAUGCGUCACUCCAAGCCCAGUUAACGGAACUACGCCAAAUUUCCUUAUGGGUCCCACCGUUCCAGUUAUUGUCGAAAGCCAUGCUGCUUUCGUAGAACCAGAAUCGGAAAAAGCUGAGGUGGAACUAAUGGCGUUGGAUAUGAAACGAUCAAGUUCAUCAGAGUAUUCGAUUCACAGUCAUCGACUGCUUUUGACUAAAUCGAGUUCGGGCGCUUCCAUAUCCAUUGCCUCUUCGACUGAUAAAAAUGAUACUGCUGUGAAUGGUGCAUCUUGUGGUGUUGGGGUUGUCACCAAUUCUUUAGAGAAAGUUGAAAUGACCACCAAGGAGGAAUUAAAUGGAGAUUUAUCGGACUCGGAACGGACAGAAAUUCAGAUUAAGGAUAACAAGCCUAAAAUGACAAACUCCGGCAGUAAAACAAGUUUAAAAUCGUAUGGACGGAGUCGUAGUUUGGAGUACAUAUUUGAUAUUGAUGCAAAAUCAUGCACUUCCAAUUCUGUAGAGUCCCCUAAAGUUUCUACUGUUCAAACGUAUUUACGGGUGAAACGUGCAUCAUUAGACUCGCGGUCGGAAGCGUUCCGUGAGGCACACUCAAGCUCUGUCCAUCCCCACCCACGUUAUAAAGGUGACGCGGUCCGUAGCUCCUCGGUCCCCACCACACCAACAAAGUCUUUAAAGAAAAAGCUAGGACGGACUGAUCUACUUAGCAAACACAAGAUACAGAGCCCUCUAUUGCAGAGGAGGUUAAGGCAUUUCCGGCCGGUUGAAUCGUCCGACGAUGAGGCAGUGUGUAGUGAGAGUGAGAUUAUGACGUGUCACAAUUAUAAGGAUCUUGAACAUUUCCAGAAGGCACAACUCAGGCAAAAGUUACGUAAAGCCCGCCGAGGAGAAUGCGAACGCGGUUUCUCCACCGGUCUCAAACAAUUCGUCAUGCACAACAAGGCACCGCUAUGGAAUGAAAACAGUCAGGUUUAUCAGUUGGACUUCGGUGGUCGGGUCACCCAAGAAUCUGCCAAGAACUUCCAGAUUGAAUUUCGAGGAAAACAGGUGCCAAAUCCAGCGGUGAUGCAGUUCGGCCGCAUUGACAGCAACGCAUACACACUCGACUUCCAGUAUCCAUUUACAGCCAUCCAAGCCUUUGCAGUGGCACUUGCCAAUGUGACGCAACGUCUCAAAUGAUGUCCGUCUCUGUAUCUAUUCGCAAAUGAUGUCAGUCGCUUACUGCGAUGUUGCCUUUUCACUAUUCUUAAUCAGGAACAGAUUUGUGUGGCCUCAGCUCUGGCAACACUAGUAACAGAAAACCAUAGUGGAAAGACUGACAUCUGUAAGAGAAUGACAUGCUAUAAUGUAUGUACAACUGGUACUUAUUGUAUUGUUGUUUGAUGUUUGCUGUUUUCAUGAGUAUGUUUAAGGCACAAAGUAGCCUUCAGGACUUAAUGUUCUUGGACAGAUACCAGUCCUGGUAAUGCGAGGUCGUAGAUUAUGACUCGGUCAGUCUUUCAAAUCUACUUUCAGUGCUUAUUAGAGACGUAGAUGAAAUUGAAAACCUGACAGGCCAUCUGAUGUAGAUUGUCGGACUUAAAUUGAAGGGUGUUUGUUUCAUGAAGAGUUUCAAAACUGUAAAUUACUGCAAAACUGGUCAGGAGCCAUCUAGACUUCACAAGAACAGUAUGGUUCCUUUACAAGUAGGGUACUUCUGCCUUGCAAAAUAAAAUGUGAUAGCGCCUGACUGUCUUUUGAGAAACUUGAAGGUCCUUUUUACUCCAUGUUGAAUGCAUCUUGAACUUGUGAAGUCCGUAGCUCUUCUUAAACUGGGAGAUGAGUACAUGUACAUGAAUCUGAUACUUUUGUAUUGAAUUCUAUUGGCUAUUUAUUUUCUAAAUUAAGUAUAAUUUAUAAAAUUAGAAAUGUUGCUAGGACACUGCCUGUGUGCAUUUAUACUGAAUGAUGUUGAUGUUUUUGUUAUUGUAUGUUAUUAUAUAAUUGUAUGACUGUUGAAGACCUACCAUAGGCCAAGAUAUUAUGCCAUCAUGUUAUUUCACUCUCAGUUGAAAGACUGUUUUAUACCAAGACGUACACGAGGGAUCAGGAUACAUUUUAUCAGGCAUUGUCAAAACAACCCUUCAUAACCAGAAUUAGCCUCACGAGCAAGUGGUUAUGAGCUAAUCCCGAAUUAUUUGAACAAGGAGUGAAAUAAUGUAGUGAUUACUAUCUGCUAAAGUGGGGCAGGGAAUAAAAAAAAUUCCAGAAGAAUUCCAGGUGCUGCAUGUUUAUUGAGGGAGUUUAUUCCAUUAGACUUUCAAAGAUCUGACAUCUAUAAAAAUGCAUUCCGUAUUCUAGUGACGAUUCCAUAUUUAGAUCAAAAUAUUUUAUCCAGUAAAAAUACAUUCCGGUCAGUGAUUAUGAAAUUAAAAUUGAAAUGGCCAAACAUUCCCAUUAGAUAAUGAGAUGAUGAAAGUUUUUAAAAUGUCUAAGUUGUUUUUAGGUGUGCUGUACACUUUCAUCUACAUGUAAGUUUCAGUCACAAGUAGUUAAACUGAAGGCAAGGUAACGUUUAUUUAGUUUGUGUAGUUUCCUUUGGGCUAAUUGCCUUUCACUAUUGGGACAGUUUUGCAAAGUAAAUCAGUACCAUAUCAGUAAAGAAAAUUCUUUUUGAUUUUCAAUCGCCAGAUAUAAAAAACUUCAAGGGUGUCAACCAAAGACAGGUCAGUAUUACAAGACUAUUUCCAAAUAGAUUUAAGGACCAUGCAUGCAAAUUAAAGGGAACUGAAACCGCCAAGCCAGUUCGUAUGACCUCGUUUUCAUUUCCCGCGUAUCGGGUGAUCAGAACAAGGCAUGAAUGAAACAUGGCGCCUAGCUGUCAAUCAUUGAGUGACGUCACUACUAUGGAAUUUACUACGAAAACUCAUGAAUGAAAGAUCGCAUGACUCACGUGAUUCUCACAUGAUUCUCAAUAAUAACAAAUUGAACUGCGCAUGCUCGGGCACUGGGGGCGGAGCUACAAAUCUGAACUCGAAUAGGAAGUUGGAAGUUUGACUUUCUCGGGCGGUGAAAGUCGAAAAGUUGAAUAAAUCGCUCGGCGGUUCCAGUUCCCUUUAAGGAGCGAUUUAAAUUGCUGCCAUCUGCGACAUAUGCAACAGAAUUUGUUUGUAUGUGGUACCCAUGGUGGACUACAACAGUAAUCUGUCAUUGAUCGAUGUAUAAUACUUGCAAUGAAUAUAUUUAAAUCAAAUUUACAUUGGCAGGGACACUUAGAAAAUGUCAUGGUUUACUGUAUUCUGUUGCAUUUAUUCAUUUGAAUGAAUGCAACAGUUGAGAUAAUAGUCGUUAUGAAUAAUUCAAGCAUAAAGUAUGAAAAACUACAUGUGAGGAUUCAGCUGUAAAAUUGAUAUGAAACAGUACAUGUGAAGGUUGAGCAGUAAAAUAUGAAACAGUAUGUAUGUUUAAGUAUUCUAUGUGUAAAUUGAUACAUGUAGUUGUAUUAUAAUGGGCCAAUGUUGUUGAGGACAGCUUUACAAAGAACAAAUGGGGCUAAAAUGGGUGUAAAAAGAGCAUUAAGAUCAAUGUUGUCUCAACCAUGUUUCAAGUUUACUUGACUUACGUCAACUGUGAAUUUGUUUGGAUGCAGCCAACUCGAGGUCAACUGAACUUGGGAUCAUGGUCCGAUGUUAUUAAGGUGAGUUUGAGACUUUUCUAAUUUACAUCAAUUGUCAGAUUUAUUUUUUAUAAAUUUGCCUGGGAUGUACUUUUUAUUGAAACUUGGUUUCACAUAUUUUUAAGAAGACAAGUGUAUAUAUAAUGUUAUUAUUUGAGUACUGAUGACUGAUUGAAUACUUUGAAUCAAUGAACUCAUACAAGUUUUAUGUAGUAAACAGCAGACAAGCUCAUUAGACACUCCAAGAAAGACCCCAUUGUGACUGACAAGUGUGUGCUAUCCUUGGAGGUGUCCUGACAUCAUCCACCACGACGCUUCAUCAUGAAAUUGAAAUACAUUUAUAAGGUAAAAAUAGUCCUUACAGAGAAAGACAAAGACAGCUGGCAGAUUUUUAUCAUAAUUUUGACUUCUUCUGAUUUAGCUGCCACUGAUGCCCUUUGCUAGGACUGUGGUGGGGCCAUAACUCCGGUUACUGCUUUUUCUCAUGUGGAAAUGCUCGAUCAUUGCAAAAUAAUAGAAUUUGGCUACAGUCUUCAACUCUGUUGUGCAUCUGUUUAUUGUCCUGUUCCUGCAAACUGGAGGAGGAUAAGAAUGAAUAAAGAACAAAUGAAUGUAGUGAA